This is a messenger RNA of Quercus lobata, 531 nucleotides long. RefSeq names its product ABC transporter C family member 4-like. Bases 1 to 531 code for a protein of 176 amino acids. The record is from RefSeq and is a predicted model, not a curated record. Gene Ontology annotation, cellular component: membrane. The transcript has 4 exons. Gene Ontology annotation, molecular function: ATP binding; ATP hydrolysis activity; ATPase-coupled transmembrane transporter activity. Gene Ontology annotation, biological process: transmembrane transport. Lineage: Eukaryota; Viridiplantae; Streptophyta; Magnoliopsida; Fagales; Fagaceae.
AUGUUAGGGCUUCAUGAUCUUAGGUCUCGAUUUGGUAUAAUUCCUCAAGAGCCUGUUCUUUUUGAAGGAACAGUGAGAGCCAAUGUUGAUCCAACCGGACAGUAUUCAGAUGAAGAGAUAUGGAAGAGCCUUGAACGCUGCCAACUUAAGGAUGUGGUGGCUGCAAAACCCGAUAAACUUGAUUCUUUAGUGGUUGAUAGCGGAGAUAACUGGAGUGUGGGGCAAAGGCAGCUUCUCUGUUUGGGCAGGGUUAUGCUAAAGCGCAGCAAAAUUUUGUUCAUGGAUGAGGCCACUGCUUCUGUUGAUUCACAGACUGAUGCUGUUAUUCAAAAGAUCAUCCGGGAGGACUUUGCAACCUGUACAAUUAUUAGCAUUGCCCACAGAAUACCCACUGUCAUGGAUUGUGAUAGAGUUUUAGUUAUAGAUGCAGGACGGGCAAAAGAAUUCGAUAAACCAUCUCGCUUGCUUGAGUGGCCAUCACUCUUUGGGGCAUUGGUUCAAGAGUAUGCCAACCGCUCAUCUGGACUAUAA